AUGUAUGUGAAAUGGUUUGAUACAGUAAUGUUAUCCUGUGUGAUUUUAGUGAUUUUAGUGAAUGUCACUUUUUGUCAUUUUCAAAUUUCCCACCAGUUCCGUCCCCUGUACGUCCCGACGCUCGCAGGGGACGGAACCCAGAUGACAGAUGCCAGUAUCCGGUGGAGGACAUUGCCAGGGACACUGCAGGAGGGACAUCGCAGGAGCGCAGGACAAGGUAAGUGAUCGAGGGAUCCCGGAGCAGCGCCGCAUAGUAAGCCCAACUGUAGCUCGGGGUUACCACUUGUGCUACACUCGGGAAUACCGCCAAGAAGGCUA
Staurois parvus is the source of this 318-nucleotide messenger RNA. The record is from the annotation of a GenBank genome assembly. NCBI's taxonomy places the organism in Eukaryota, Metazoa, Chordata, Amphibia, Anura, Ranidae.